Schistosoma margrebowiei is the source of this 446-nucleotide messenger RNA. The record is from the annotation of a GenBank genome assembly. Lineage: Eukaryota; Metazoa; Platyhelminthes; Trematoda; Strigeidida; Schistosomatidae.
UAUUAUUACUGUUAUUAUUAUUAAUUGCUUGUGAGAUAUAAAAGUAGAGCUUGUAAAUGUUUGAAUUAAAAAGGAAUUUAAUUAGUAGUAUAUUACAAACAUCAAUAUUAUUAUAUUGUACAAUCUUAUCUACAUUUGUUUAUCAGACAAUCGGUGGUUAUAUAUAUGCAAAUAACAAUUUAAUGGAUAAAUUAACAUUUACAAAACCAUGUCCAGAAGAUGAUUAUCGAUUUCAUAAUGCUACUGGAAAUUUUUUAUGUGUAGUACCAACAGCAAAAUUAUGUUUUAAAUUAUGUCAAAAAUUUGGUUGUACUGAAUGGUAUUAUAUGAGUUUUAUACCAUCAGGAAGUAAUGAAAUAAAAGAUUAUCAUCGUUGUCGAUGUUUCCCAGAAUAUCGUUUUUGUUUUUAUAAUGCUGUACCUAGACGAUAUCGUAAUUUUGAUUGA